Moneuplotes crassus is the source of this 1508-nucleotide messenger RNA. NCBI's taxonomy places the organism in Eukaryota, Ciliophora, Spirotrichea, Euplotida, Euplotidae. The record is from the annotation of a GenBank genome assembly.
GAUUAAUGAAAAUGCACCUGGUCUUCCUAUGGAUCUGGAUGGGAACAAUUUCACUUGGAAUGUUCCAGAUGGGGUUUGCUAAUGUCAUGUUUAGUUCAGUGGCUGAGGUGUUGUUUGAUCAGUUUGAGGAAUUUGGAAAUACUGAGGGGGCUAUUGUUGGAAGCAGAGAUAUGUUUAAUUUGGUCAUGAUAACUGCAGUGCCGGCUGGGGCGGUUUUAGGAUCUCUGAGUGGGGGAUAUCUGGUGGCAUAUGGAAGAAGGAAAGCUAUUUUGGGUAUAAAUGUGGUGUUGUGAUUAGCUACAGGUAUGACAAUGAUAUUUAAUUUUUAUCCAAUAUUAAUAGGAAGAAUUUUUGUCGGCUAUUGAGUCGGAGUGUUAGGAGUUGUUUGUCCUAUGUUUCUCUCAGAAACUUCUUUUGUAAAAGUUUCUGGGCCUGUUGGAGCCAUCAGCCAAGUUAUGAUCACAGCUGGAAUUAUGUUAGCUUAUCUGUUUAGAUUUCUGACUCCAAUAAAUUCUACUGAUGAUGAUAAGGACUUAGAAAGAACAAAUUCUUGGAGAUAUGUGUUCAUGAUACCAGGAAUCGUCGCUUUAGUCCAAUCUUUUCUGCUACUUUUGGUCUUCACAGAUGACACUCCUAAAUAUUAUCGCCAAGUGAGAGACGAACGAAGAGCAAGACGAAUUGAGUCACUCAUCGAUCCAGAUGCAAGCCGAAUCGACUUGAUGGUUGGAGAUUCACAAAGCAUUGUUGAAGAAAAGGUUUCAUUGUGACAACAAUUCAGUCCUAAAUAUAGAUGUGCUUUUUUAAUUGGGUGCUUAUUAGCAAUUUAUCAGCAGCUUACAGGCAUUAAUGUUGUAAUUUUAUACACAAAUCAAAUCAUUUUCUCAUCAUCUAGUACUGAUAUGAAUGAAGAUUCUGAAGACGAGAGAAUAAUCACUUCAGUUGUUGGACUUGUUAAUCUGCUGUCAGCUUUAUUUUCUGUUUUCCUGCAGAAGAAAUUCGGAAGAAAGUUUCUUUUCCUUGUUGGAAAUAUAGGAAUGUGCCUUAGUCUUUUAUCUCUUGCUAUUUAUACUUCUCUUGGGAACAAUGGGAAUGUUUUUGUUAUCACAUUUACUCUCUGAUUUGUAUUGUUCUUUGAGAUCGGAGUUGGUUCAAUCUUUUAUAUUUAUAUUUCAGAAAUAAUGACUGAAGUAGGUAUCUCAGUAGCUAUGACUAUCAUUUGGGCUCUAACUGUUGUCAUUUCUUUGAUCACACAAACAAUGAUCAAAUCAAUUACUCGCCCUGGUACCUACUUCCUCUUCUUCGGCAUCAACACUCUAUUCCUCCUCUUCAUCACCUUCCUCGUCAAAGAAACCAAGGGACUCUCCAAGUCCGAACUUAAGUACCUCUACUCUGAUCACCCAAAAACCUAUGAGCCCUUAGCAGCCUCUAGGAAUUCCAGAAGUUCACAAAAGUCUGGUCUGACCAGGAACUCUAAUUUCAGGAUUACCUAUUCUACCACUUAAUUCAGC